AUGAGGUUAUCUUAUGUAAGAGUGGUUGCAGCAUCCAAACAAAAAGAAUUAGGCUUACCAGUGGAAAGGGUUGGAGGUGUUAUUCAGAAACUGAAGACAGGAAAGCCUGAAUAUUUUCUGAAUACCAAUGGUGCCAAACAGAAGUUAAAUGGGUCACCUUUUAAGACAGACAGCCGCCUUAACAUCAAGGAUGCAUCAUGUAAAGUUGGGAAGUCUUCUGUUCCUUCUCCAGACCUUCAGAACGAUAAUGACGAAAGAUGUAAUUUUAGAACUUCACAUUCUGUUUCGAUUAAGAAUGUACCUUCUAUAAUCAACUGUCUCGAGUUGAAGGAAGCAAUUUCAGUUUUUGGCAAGGUCUCAAAGGCUUCCAAGAGAUCAGUUCCAAAUGGAUUUGAUUGUUGUGACAUUGAAUUUAAGAAAGCGAAGGCAAGGGAGAAAGCAUUAUCCAUGGGCCAUAUAACAGUAAAGGAAGUCUCUCUCCGUAUUUGGCCACUGCAGUCUUCAGAAACUGGUCUUGUGAGGAUGAAAGAGGAUGUUGUGGAUGCCUCAUUUAGUGUGAACUGCAGGACAGACACAGAGACCAUACUAAAAAAAUUGAACUCUAUAGUCGAGGAUGAUUCCAAAUGGUCAGCUCACUUACAACAUAUUGAGUCUCCCUCACUGCCAAUGACCGAAAAUGGCAAUGCUCGAGACGACUGGGCGCUUAAAAUUGGAUAUUUGGUUGACUUGGAAAGGGAAAUAACUGUGAAGAAGAUCUGUGUCCAAGACCUAGAGCAUCUGUAUCGUUGCAUGCUUCACCUUGAAAAUCGCCCUCCGAAGGCAGAUGAUAGCUUUCGACCAUCGAAAUAA
Messenger RNA from Hibiscus syriacus, 849 nucleotides. RefSeq lists its product as uncharacterized. The coding region runs from base 1 to 849 and encodes 282 amino acids. NCBI's taxonomy places the organism in Eukaryota, Viridiplantae, Streptophyta, Magnoliopsida, Malvales, Malvaceae. The record is from RefSeq and is a predicted model, not a curated record. The transcript has 6 exons. Gene Ontology annotation, molecular function: nucleic acid binding.